Molecule: messenger RNA, 1171 nt
Organism: Pieris napi
Lineage: Eukaryota; Metazoa; Arthropoda; Insecta; Lepidoptera; Pieridae
Product: G-protein coupled receptor Mth2-like
Exons: 6
Coding region: 136-987 (283 amino acids)
Biological process (GO): G protein-coupled receptor signaling pathway; cell surface receptor signaling pathway
Cellular component (GO): membrane
Molecular function (GO): G protein-coupled receptor activity
Source: RefSeq, a predicted model, not a curated record
UUAAAUCUUUGAUCAAGCGAUCCAAGAAAUUGGAGAUUAUAUUAUUUUUUUCCAGCCCUUAUCACAUCGUCGUUCUUCCUGGCUCUACUACUCAUUGUGUACGCGAUCCUACCAGAGUUGAGAAAUAUAGGCGGGAUGGUACUCAUGGCAUAUGUGUUCAGUUUGAUGGUCGCCUUCCUCGGCAUGGCUACGAUACAGAUUGAUGAAUUCGAAAACGAUACUUGCGUGAAUCUAACAAUCGUUAUCUACUUCUUCUUCUUGGCUGCGUUUGCGUGGAUGAACGUUAUGUCUUUCGAUAUCUGGUGGACAUUCCGGGGCUACGCGAAAGCUCGUCCAAUCCAUCGCAGAGGAGAAAACUUCAAGUUUUGUAUGUACUGUAUUUAUGCUUGGGGAGUUCCCUUAGCAAUGACUUUAGCAUUUAUGAAGGUAAAUGAAGCAGAUCUGAGUGACCAGCCGUGGAUUGUCAAGCCUCUUGUACCGGAAAAUGGAUGUUUCUUACAAGAUGGGCAAAAGUUAGUAUACUUGUACUUUCCUAUGCUGAUAAUGAUUUCUGGAAACUGGGUGUUUUUCGGCAUGACGACAUUCAACGUGUGGCGAUUAAGGCGAGGCACUCAAGUGCUCAACUCUCCAGCUGCUGGUAACCCGGCAGCUCACCGAUCACAGAAACGGAGAUUCACAGUGUAUUUGAAGUUAUCAGCAAUAAUGGGCAUUAGCUGGUUAUUUGAUGUUUUCGCUUCAUUUUACCCUGACCUUAAGAUUUCGUACAUCUCAGGCGCAUACAACUUGCUCACAGGAAUUACUAUAUUUCUCAUUUUCAUCUGGAAGGAGUCUAUUUUGAACAAACUAAAGAACAGGUACAAAAAUUUCAGAUGUGCCAGGCUUCCAAAAAGAUCAAUGACCGCAUGUAUUACUCUAGAAUCGACUCCAAGUCAAGAAACCCAACCAACCGUGUGUCCAUAUCCAAGUGUAGAGGAAGUUCUCAGGUGAAGAGAGACCAUUUUUUGCUUAGAAUGCUGGAAACAAUGACAGCACAAUCUUAGCAAGGAAUCUACGUUAUAGUUCACGAUCCGAAUAUCCGUUAAAAGAACGAAGAUUAGCUCCAGUUUAUCAUAAUUGUUAAAUAAUUUAAAGAGUUAUUAAUGCUCUACGAAUAAAAACGAUGACAGAUGAA